CGCCCCCGAGGCCCUACUGGCGUGGCCUCUGCCGCGGGUCCCGCCCCCCAGCCGUCCGGAACAGCGCGCUCGCGGCGGGAGGUCGUGAAGCCUGAGGCCGUGUUUGCCGCCCAUGGCCGCCGCGCUGCUCGCCCGGGCCUCUGGCCCUGUCCGCAGAGCUCUCUGUCCUAGGGCCUGGCGGCAGUUACACACCAUCUACCAGUCUGUGGAACUGCCUGAGACACACCAGAUGUUGCUCCAGACAUGCCGGGACUUUGCAGAGAAGGAGUUGUUUCCCAUUGCAGCCCAGGUGGAUAAGGAACAGCUCUUCCCAGCCGCUCAGGUGAAGAAGAUGGGCGGGCUCGGGCUUCUGGCCAUGGACGUGCCCGAGGAGCUUGGCGGUGCCGGCCUUGAUUACCUGGCCUACGCCAUCGCCAUGGAGGAGAUCAGCCGCGGCUGCGCCUCCACUGGAGUCAUCAUGAGUGUCAACAAUUCUCUCUACCUGGGGCCCAUCUUGAAGUUUGGCUCCAAGGAGCAGAAGCAGAAGUGGGUCACGCCUUUCACCAGUGGUGAUAAAAUUGGCUGCUUUGCCCUCAGCGAACCAGAGCCUUCUCUCCUUGGCCCGACUGGGCCUAUUUUUGCUCUAGGGCAAGUGGGCUGUCCCUGUCCCUCCCCAGCUGCCACUGAAGUCUUCACCUUCCCCAGAAGCUGGCAGAGGGUGUCAGGGCUUGAGCUUCCGAGGGAGGGCAUCAGUGCCUUCCUGGUCCCCAUGCCAACGCCUGGGCUCACGUUGGGGAAGAAGGAAGACAAGCUGGGCAUCCGGGGCUCAUCCACGGCCAACCUCAUCUUUGAGGACUGUCGCAUCCCCAAGGACAGCAUCCUGGGGGAGCCGGGGAUGGGCUUCAAGAUAGCCAUGCAAACCCUGGACAUGGGCCGCAUCGGCAUCGCCUCCCAGGCCCUGGGCAUUGCCCAGACCGCCCUCGAUUGUGCUGCGAACUAUGCUGAGAAUCGCAUGGCCUUCGGGGCGCCCCUCACCAAGCUCCAGGUCAUCCAGUUCAAGUUGGCAGACAUGGCCCUGGCCCUGGAGAGUGCCCGGCUGCUGACCUGGCGCGCUGCCAUGCUGAAGGAUAACAAGAAGCCUUUCAUCAAGGAGGCAGCCAUGGCCAAGCUGGCCGCCUCGGAGGCUGCGACCGCCAUCAGCCACCAGGCCAUCCAGAUCCUGGGCGGCAUGGGCUAUGUGACAGAGAUGCCAGCAGAACGGCACUACCGCGAUGCCCGUAUCACUGAGAUCUACGAGGGCACCAGCGAAAUCCAGCGGCUGGUGAUUGCCGGGCACCUGCUCAGGAGCUACCGGAGCUGAGCCCGUGGCGGGCUGCCCGAGGACUGCGGGAAGGGGUGGGAGCCGGGGCCUCCACCCUGACCCCGGCUCAGAGACUGGGCGGCCCGGCGGGGGCUCCCUGGGGCCCCGGCCCCCUGGACUGGCCGGACGGGCUCAGUGCUGCCACCCGGAUCAGACCGCAAGGGAGUGAGGCCCUCCGACCACUGGCAGCUCCGCCUCUGGGCCUUUCUGCCUCCUCACCACUGUGCCUCAUGUUCCUCACCUGAGUGGCCCUGGCCUCCUGGGGGCAGGGUUGUGGGGGGAGCUGAGUGACACUCAGGGACACCUCAGUUGUGCUCCUGGGGGCCCUGGUGCCCCGGCAUGAAGACCCAGUGGGACAGGCCCUUGGUGGGGUCUGGCUUUUCCUUGAGGUCAGAGGUCAGGAGCAGGGCUGGGGUCAGAAUGACGAGGCCCAGGGUCCUGGCGUUGGGCAGGCGGUGGGGCUGGGCCACGGAGGCCCCUCAGCCCUUCGUAAAGUCUGCUGAAGGCAGGGGUGGUGAUUCAUGUCAUGUGACUGACCGUGGGUAAUAAACACACCUGUCCCCCA
Macaca mulatta (Rhesus monkey) is the source of this 1904-nucleotide messenger RNA. It is a transcript of the gene ACADS, whose product is annotated as acyl-CoA dehydrogenase short chain. Gene Ontology annotation, molecular function: short-chain fatty acyl-CoA dehydrogenase activity; flavin adenine dinucleotide binding. Gene Ontology annotation, cellular component: mitochondrion. Gene Ontology annotation, biological process: fatty acid beta-oxidation using acyl-CoA dehydrogenase; butyrate catabolic process. The record is from RefSeq and is a predicted model, not a curated record. Lineage: Eukaryota; Metazoa; Chordata; Mammalia; Primates; Cercopithecidae.